UUCAAUCAUUAGUCUUUUCACCAUAGUUGAACUUCCAUAUAUAAUCUCGAUGGAUACACAACGAGUCCCCGAGUAAAUCCAACUGAGUCACUGAGUCGACCUGACCUAGCUAAACUCAACAAUGAGUCGACGCGGUUGUCUGACCCAUUCUCCAUGAUGAGUGGGGGACAGUACCGAUGAAAGGCGCAGUGGGUUAUGGUGGCCAUAUCUGACACAGACAAAAGUGGCGGGCCACUCCUAAGAAUGGGAAAGCUGACAACUUAUGCUCUUUAUAUAGUGCCGGCCCACCCGGGUGAACUCAGUAGUGCAGAAAUGGGAGACUGUAACCAUUUGGUUCUGGCCAAGUUCAAGGAAGGAGUGGUGGUGGAAGACUUGCUCAAAGGGAUGGAGAAGCUGGCCUCUGAGAUGGACACUGUCAAAUCCUUUCAAUGGUACUUCUUCCCUCUCGUUUCUUUUGAUCUGGGACGUUCAUCAGUCGGGUCCCAACAUCGGCUUAUGUUGAAUCACCGACCAACUUCUACGAAGGGAACGCUGAUAGAGUGCCGUAGAAACUUUCGGCACAGUUCCAUGUACGUGUUAAUUUAUGCAUAUGUAUACACUUGCAUGUAUGUAUGAUCAUGGUAUCGUAUGCAGUUUGCUAAAAAUUGCAUAGAUGAUGGAAACGAUUUGGUUUCGAGACUA
Messenger RNA from Magnolia sinica, 681 nucleotides. RefSeq names its product stress-response A/B barrel domain-containing protein At5g22580-like. The transcript is spliced from 2 exons. Bases 196 to 615 code for a protein of 139 amino acids. The record is from RefSeq and is a predicted model, not a curated record. NCBI's taxonomy places the organism in Eukaryota, Viridiplantae, Streptophyta, Magnoliopsida, Magnoliales, Magnoliaceae.